Lachancea fermentati is the source of this 1581-nucleotide messenger RNA. The record is from the annotation of a GenBank genome assembly. NCBI's taxonomy places the organism in Eukaryota, Fungi, Ascomycota, Saccharomycetes, Saccharomycetales, Saccharomycetaceae.
AUGAGCAGAAACUCUUCAUCGAGCAUGUCAGAAAGAGAAACUGAAAAGCUGCCAUGCAAUAUUGAGGUUAUCUCUCAAACUUCAAAGAACCUUUCAGGUUCCAUCAAACAAAUUAGUGGUUCAAAGGAUAAAGAUGUUGUGUAUGAUUUCAUCGUGAAUUUUGACCCUGACUUGUAUGCCGGGGAAAAAGUUGAUGAGAAAGAGAUUACCAAAAAAUUAGAUAAGACCUUUCUGCUUCCAUUGUUGAUAACUUAUUUGUUUCAAUUUUUGGAUAAGGUUGCUUUGAACUAUGCGAAAGUUAUGGGCUUAGCAGUGGACUUAAAAUUGGUCGGAAAUCAAUUCAGCGACUUACCAACUUACUUUUUUGUUGCAUAUAUCAUAGCUGAGUUUUUCCAAGGCUUUUAUAUUAUUCAAAAAUUUCCAGUUGCCAAAGUUUUGGCCGUUAAUGUGUUCUUAUGGGGUAUUUUCAUUACUCUAAGUGCUUGCGCCACCAAUUUUGCUGGUAUUAUGGUCUUGAGAGUAUUGCUGGGAGUCACAGAAUCAUGCAUCACGCCAUGCUUGAUUUUAUUGACAACUUCCUUCUAUUCAAAGAAGGAGGGUACCUUUCGGAUGGGUAUAUGGUAUUCAGGUCUAGGUUUCGGGCAGAUUGUGGGAGGUAUAAUCUCGUUUUUGUUUCAACUCAUCGAGAAUACUACCAUACCAGGUUGGAAAAUCAUGUUUAUCUUUAUUGGAGCUCUUAACAUUUUUUGUGCCAUCUACCUGUAUAUGUUCAUUCCAUCGACUCCUCUUGAUCACAAGGGACUGUCCGAAUUAGAAAAAUACACUCUAUUGGUAAAAUUAAGUGCUGGUAAAAUUGGUGUUACAUCAAAGAAACUCAUUUGGUCGCAGAUCGUCGAAUUGUUUUGUGAUAUCCAAGCUUAUUUGCUGUUAAUAAUUUCUGCAACAAUCUCGUUUUCUUCGAAUACAAUAUCCACAUUCAGCUCUAUAGAUAUCAUGUCCUUUGGAUUUAGCGCUAAAGAGGCUGCUCUGCUGAAUAUGCCAUCUGGGGUUGUUUCAAUAAUUUCUUCGUUUCUUUCGACAUUUUUUAUCAUGAAAGGGGUUCCUAGAUAUUUGGCAAUUACCGUGUUGAUUAUCCCGGCUGUUAUUGGAGCAGCUUUGAUGAGUUUUCUUCCAAAAUCCAACCAAGCAGGUCUUUUGGUAGGAAUAUAUAUGAUCAACACGAUUACUGCACCGUUAGCCAUUUGUUACAGUUGGGCUGGUGUAAACUUUGCUGGUUCUACAAAAAAAAUUGGUUCGACGGCAGUUUUCAUCAGUAUUGGGUUUGCACUGGGGAACAUAGUAGGACCUCAGUCUUACAGAGUCAAAGAUGCCCCGGAUUAUUACCCUGCUAAAAUCUCAAUGUUAAUCACUCAGGCUGUAUCCAUUCCGUUGGCAUGGCUAAUUGCUUUAAUAUAUUAUCUCAGAAACAAGAGGAGAAAUGCAAAGCAGGCUUUGGAAACAGUUGAAAUUGAAGAUGACAUGCUCAAUGCAUGGUCAAACUUGACUGAUUUCCAAAACAAAUCUUUCAGAUAUUCUUAUUGA